Phalaenopsis equestris is the source of this 1555-nucleotide messenger RNA. Its product is annotated as B3 domain-containing protein Os11g0197600-like. The record is from RefSeq and is a predicted model, not a curated record. Gene Ontology annotation, molecular function: DNA binding. Lineage: Eukaryota; Viridiplantae; Streptophyta; Magnoliopsida; Asparagales; Orchidaceae. The transcript is spliced from 6 exons. Bases 150 to 1349 code for a protein of 399 amino acids.
UCGUUGCGCUCACUCCCCGCUCCAACCUUUGGUUCUUUCACCUGAGUAGCUUAUAAUGGCGCGGAACCUUUCUUCUAUUAUUCCCAUUUCUAAAUUCCCUUCUUUUCUCUCCAAGUUUCAUCUAUUCACUUCCACAGCUGCCGCUGGCCAUGGAAAAGCCGCUAUGGGAGAGAGAUUCUUUCUUCAAAGUCAUGAUCGGUGACUUCCAAACAAGUCUGCGGAUUCCUCCUUGCUUCUACAAGCACCUUAGUGGAGACAUUUUGGUCAAGUCGGUGCUAAGGAGCCGCGGUGGGCGGCGAUGGGCCGUCAUGUUAAGGAGGGAGGGUAACAGCUUGUUCUUCGGGGAAGGAUGGGACUGCUUUGUCGCUGAUCUCUCUGUUCAGUUGGGGGAAUUUUUGCUAUUUGUCUAUGAUGGCGAUCUAGGGUUUGAUGUGAAGGUCUACGGGACCACUGGCUGCGAGAAGGAAGAUCCUAUUGCUGCCGUCAAAGUGGAACAUGAGGUUGAGGAGAGGGAAAUAAGAGGGGAAUUGCGUGCUGAGACCAGUACCACGCUCAUUCGAGCUCCAAUUCGGAGGCGGGAAGUUCUAAAUGGACGUGUUAUACUAGGAGGAUUAAAGGUGUUCGGAAAUGAGAGAGCUUUAAAGACUGCGCGUUCUUUCAAGUCUAGCCGUCCUUUUUUCAUCGCAACCUACAGAAGCUCUCGUCAGGAAUACAUGACAAUUCCUGUUUCAUUUAUAAGGGAAUGUAAUAUUGGAAAAAUGGAGACUAUCAUCCUUAAAGAUCAAAAGGGGAGAUCAUGGCCAGUAAGGAUAGCUCAUUGGAUUGGACGUGUAGCUAUGGCAAAAGGGUGGCCUAAGUUUAGUGAAGUGAAUCAUUUGAAAGAAGGCGAUGUUUGUGUUUUCGAGUUUCUUGAAGCAGACAGGGCGAUAUGUGUUCAUAUUUUUCGAGAUAAGAAAAAUAUCGCAACAGGCUUAAGAAGGGCCGACAAUAAGAAACGAGAGGCGGAGGUUCUCAAAGCUGAAAGGUCUUUUAGAACAGAUGCUAGAUUUGCUUCUACAUUCUUGAAAUCUCGAAAAUAUACACUGAACAUUCCAACGCAUGUUCUAAAAGAAAUUGAUGUCACCAAAGCAAGCAAAACAACACUGCGUGAUCCUUCUGGAAGGUCAUGGUUAGUCGAUAUUAAGCAUCGGGUUGAUGGCCGUGUGCACCUUGGGCAGGGUUGGUUUCUCUUUUGUAAAGAAAAUCAUAUAAAAGAAAAGGACAUUUGUAUUUUUGAACUCACCGGCGGUAUUCAAGAAAUGGAUGUGCAAAUUUGCAGACGGGGUCUUCACGACAUUGCUACAGGUUAGCUGCCAGAUAAGCGCGCGGUUGUGUUGAUUAAUGAACAUCCUUUGAUGCUUCUGUCUUAUAUGAUUCUAUAGGGUGUUUUAUAUGCAUGUAAUUAAAGUUUGAUCUAUUUACAUAUCUAUCAUUUAAAUCCUUAUAUCCAUGAAACUAUGUACUUCACUCCAAAUAACUUGAUAUUAGUGAUGUCUGGUAUGCGAUUUAGAGAUUA